Molecule: messenger RNA, 1562 nt
Organism: Camellia sinensis
Lineage: Eukaryota; Viridiplantae; Streptophyta; Magnoliopsida; Ericales; Theaceae
Source: RefSeq, a predicted model, not a curated record
CGGCCCAUAUGUACCAUGGUUUCCCGGGUUUUCUCGUAUUUUCUAGGGCUUUCCUCCCUCCCUCUCAAAAUUUUCUAGGGCUCCAAUCACUGCCCACCAUAGCAAGCAACUAUUCUCUUGGCUAGUUAUUCACUAGGCUUGGCUUUGCAAUCUCUGAGGCUUUGCGAUAACUUUGGUGAAUGGAGGAGACAAUACUUACUUCCGAGACACCAUCUACUUCGUCUCAAUUGAAUCCACAGGCUCGCAUAGUCUGCCGAGUAUGCCAAAAGCAAUUCUCACAAUAUACUUGUCCUCGAUGCAAUACCCGGUAUUGCUCCCUUCAAUGCUACAAGUCUCAUUGUCUACGCUGUACUGAAUCUUUCAUGAGAGAAAACGUAGUGGAAGAGAUACGGCAAUUGCAACCUGAUGAUGAAAAUAAACAAAAAAUGCUAGACAUACUCAAACGAUUCCAUUCAGAAGAAGAGAUGGAUAACAUGGAUGAGGAUGAUUCAACUUUGUCAGAGGAGACCAUUCAAAAGAUUCUGUCUGGAUAUGAAAUCAGUGUUGACGAUUUAUCUGCUGAGGAAAAGAAACAUUUUCAGAGAGCUGUGGCUUCUGGAGAGCUCAGCAAGUUGAUUGAGCCAUGGGAACCAUGGUGGUUGAAAGCUUCUGCUAGAACAAUAUCUCUAAGCCGGGAAGGGACACGACUUGUCCAACCACUUGCUAAGCAAGAAACAGUGGCCUCACCACCAGAUGAUCUGGGAAGUGAUCAAUCAUAUGAAAUUCCACCUGGCCCCGAAACACCAUUACCUCCAAUCAGCAAGCUCAGCUCAACUGAACCAUCCCCACUAUUAGCUGUUCACCUUGUAGACAUCAUAUAUAGUUAUUGUUUCACUCUUCGCCUCUACAACGGGGAUUGGCAAUCAGAUCCCAUAGGAUCAGCCACAGUUGUUCUAAGUGUAUCUUCUGUUCUGGGUCAAGGUGGGCAGCCAGAGACUGUGUUGGAAGCUGUGUCUCAUUGCUUGGAGCAAACUUGCUCUCCGGCUUUCAGACACAUGGGUGGUUUGCAAUUUGGAUUGGGUGUUCUAGAUGAUGUGAUAAGCCUACUUUCUCUUGGAGGCUCUGCUUUAGUCAGUUUGCUUUGCGAUCUACAGAGGCUGAUUCAAGCUGCAGAGGGGGAGCUGAAAUCAGAGAAACCCCGGAAAUCAAAAAAGUCUGAAAUGAGGGGUAAGCUGAAGCUUGCAGAGAGAAAGGUCUUCUUUAUUUUGUGUUGGGUCCAUGAGCAGCCUGGAGAAGCUUGGUCUUCGUUGGCAGCCAUUGUAAAGGCAGAGAAGAGUUCAACUAUGGAAUUUGGAGGCAGCAAAGGAGUGAAUUUGAGAAUGGAGAGUAAAGUAGAAACUAGGGGUAAGGCUCUGAUUGAGGAGGUUCAGUGAGCUACCAUACCAUCUCUUCUUUCCAUUUUUUUGAUCCUCAUUGGAAAGGGGGUUAUGUUGAAUCUGUUUCAGAGUACAUGUAAACACGUUGUACAUUAUGUUAACAGGCUAUGCAAAUCCAUAUAACGAUCGGCCUCUUUUGGUUUGGUA